Messenger RNA from Orcinus orca (killer whale), 2961 nucleotides. It is a transcript of the gene TOP6BL, whose product is annotated as chromosome 8 C11orf80 homolog. NCBI's taxonomy places the organism in Eukaryota, Metazoa, Chordata, Mammalia, Artiodactyla, Delphinidae. The transcript has 17 exons. Gene Ontology annotation, biological process: meiotic DNA double-strand break formation; reciprocal meiotic recombination. Bases 801 to 2870 code for a protein of 689 amino acids. The record is from RefSeq and is a predicted model, not a curated record.
GCCGCGAAGUUUGGGCAGAGGGGUCUGGCUUUGCCUGAGGGGGAGAAGGAAGGUUCGGGAAUGAUAGGAUUCGGUGAAAGUCAGCGUGUCCCUCGCGGGGUUGUGAGGAGCAGAGGAGAAGUGGGGCGUGGGAGCAUCUGGGCAGUAAAGCCCGCGGGGUGCUCAGUGAGGGGAAUUUGGUCAGUGGGUGGCAUGGCCGUCCUCUGAGCGCUGGUGUCGCCCCCACCUGACAGCUGAGAAAACCGAGGCUCAGGCAGCUCAAGUGUUUGCCAAACCUCAGCGGACGCCCAGGUUCAAGCCUGGAUGCCAGCCCAGGAGGACCCGUCCGUGCCGGGGAGGGCGAGCAGAAAGCAGGGGUGGGCGACCUGGGGGGAAGUCGGGGCCAUCCGGUGCCAAGUGGGAGCGAGGGAAAGCCGUAUCCGGCCCGCGGGUCAACCGAGGUGUGGAGGGGAUUCCUGGGUCAGGUCCCAGAGCAGCUGCCUGAUGAGAGGCUGAGGUUCGGAGGCCUCGCUCACCCAGCUCGGACCACACCACGCGCCAGAGAUGCUCUGGGGGGUGGGACUGAACACCUGGCCCCGACUUGCCACCUUUGUUCAUUCAUGACAGCGUUUUUACAGCCUUACAUGAUUGAAUUCUUAACUACUGGCCUCGUAUUAGACAGAUUAACUACUAGUACGUAACUACUAGACAGGUGAAAUAGGACCAGAGGCCACAAGGGGUUGACCUGAAGGCACCUCGAGUUCUCCCAGGCUUCCUGCCUUCUUUGUUAUCAGAGAGAGUUGGAGGUUUAGAUUUUACAGAUGACAGAACCUAGCAUAGAACCCAGAGCUUCUGACUCACAGGCUGAUGUUCUUUUCCCAACUGCUCUCUCAUUAUGGAUAAAGAAACUGCGGGAAAAUCUGAACAGAGGGAGCACAAUACUGAAAUAUUUAAUUAUUCACUGGAGGUGUGAAACAGCAAGAAUAUCAAAGGGAGCAUUGCUAGAAGGAGAGCUAGUGAUUUCCAUAGAAGCAUUAAAUUCUAAGCACCAGGCAAAUACUCUUCAUUGUGUAACAACUAUUGCUUCUGCAGGAAGCAUUUUUGGCGGUUUGGUCCUCAAGAAGAUCCUAAAAGAAAUACAGUCUAUACUGCCUGGACUCUCUGCAGAGCUGAGCUGGACUUCAGAGGAAACCAGCUAUUCUCAGGACGUGUCAGGGGUAACACCCUUCCAGAUGAUUUUUGAGGUUCAUGAAAAGCCCAGAACUUUGAUGACAGAUAGCCUGGUUAUAAAGAAUUUUUUACGCAAAGUCAUCACUGUGCUCCCCAAGAUUAGAUUUAAUUUUAGUGUAAAGGUGAAUGGAAUCCUCUCCAUGGAGAUCUUUGGGGCAGAGAAUGAACCUACUUUGAACCUGUCAAAUGGAAUUGCGCUUGUCGUAAACCAUCAGCAUUAUGUGAGUACACCAAAAUUUGGUGCAACUGAAUUACUCUGCAGCAGAAUCCAUCCCGUGCUAGGACAUCCAGUCAUGCUCUUCAUCCCUGAUGACGUGGCUAAAAUGGGCUUGUUGGGGGAGCUGAUACUGACUCCAGCUGCUGCUCUCUGUCCUUGCCCAAAGGUCUUUUCCAACCAGCUGAAUAGGAUUUCUUCAGUAUACAUAUUUCUAUAUGGACCUUCAGGUCUGCCUCUGAUAUUGCUAAAUCCGGAGCAGCCAACUUCUACUAUCUUCAAAGAUACCUCUUAUUUCAUUAACUGGAAGAAACACCACUUGUGUAUGGUGCCCAAUUUGGAUUUCAAUUUAGAUAGAGAUUUGGUGCUUCCAGAUGUGAGUUAUCAGGUGGAAUCCAGUGAGGGGGAUCAGACUCAGAAUAUGGACCCCCAGGGACAAACUCUGCUGCUUUUUCUCUUUGUGGACUUCCACAGCGGAUUUCCAGUCCAGAAAAUGGAACUCUGGGGAGUCCACACUUUGCUCACAACUCAUCUCAGUGCCAUUCUCACGGAGAGCCACAGUGUGGUACAAGAUUCCAUCCAGGUCGCUGUGGACCAGGCCUUGGAGCAGCAUCACUACGCUGUCAAGGCUCAUCAGAAACUACAGGCCUCACUCUCAGUGGCUGUGAAUUCCAUCAUGAGUAUCAUGACUGGAAGCACCAGCAGCAGCUUCCGAAAGACAUGCCUCCAGACGCUUCAAGCAGCUGACACACAGGAAUUUGGGACCAAGCUGCAUAAAUCAUUUCAUGAGAUCACCCAGAACCGAUUUCUUCACCACUGCUCACGUGAGGUGAAGCAGGCGGCAGAAGGGGGUUCUUCCUUAACAACAGGUGUGUGCUCUUCUCAAGAGUUCGGAUCUCCUUCAGAACCCAAUGUCUCCAGCGAGCAAGUCGACGGGAGGAAGUGCCUAAGUAUGGGCCCGGCCGGGUGGCGGCAGGAGCCGGGCUCACGGUGCGCCUCCUUGGGGCUUCGGACUUGCGGAUCCAUCGGCGUGGGCCCAUGGCUGGCGCUCAGGGUUGCGGACCCGCGGCUCCUUCUCGGCCUUCCGGGUCCAGAGGCAGAGGCUGGCGUCCAGCAGCUGCUCCCAGAGAAAAAUAAUGCAGAGCAGAGCACAGAGGAUGCACAUGAGAACAGCAGCCUGGAGCUCCUUGCAGGGACCAGCGGGCAAGUAGAAAACAAGAGUCUCAAAAGAGGCAGCCUCUGCCAAGGAGUGGAGGAGGCGCGGGCUUUCCGCUCCCCUCGGGCCCUGAACCCGUCAGAGGCCGCCUUGGGCUGCGCGGAACCCACCGCGGCUCCCCUGACCCCUAGCAGAAACAGGACGGGCCCCAGGAGCGGCCUGGAGGACGCGCUGUGGCUGCAGGAAAUCUCCAAUCUGUCCGAGUGGCUAAGUCCCGGCUCUGCGUCCUGAACCGGACCCCCUCCCGCCGCCUCCACGUCUGCCCCGCCGCUGCCGGGGCCGCAUGUUGUCUGUAGUUCAAUAAACCUACUCUGCGCGCGCA